CCCUACGCUUCCAAAAACCACACUCCUUAUUUUAUUUUUUUAUUCCCCUUUCUCUCCUUCUUCGUCCUCCUCAGAACACAAGCUAGUUUCAAAUCUCCACCCUCUCCUGCUAAUUCAUCACCCGCGUAUUCAUUAUACAUAUACAUACACAGGGGGCUACUGAGACCUUCUCGGCCUGGUCCCAGAGAUUCAAUUACCAGAAAGCCACAUUCGUUUGAAAAAGAAAAAAAAAAGAGAGAGAGGAUGAUGGUUGGGAGUGGUGCUAGGGUUUCGACUGAUGCGGAUACGAGGAAGACGAUUCAGACCAUCAAGGAGAUCACUGCUGGGAACUACAGCGAGGAUGAGAUUCACGCAAUGCUCCUUGAAUGCAGUAUGAAUCCCGAUGAGGCUGCUCAACGCCUUCUUCUUCAGGGUUUUCGAUUUGGUGGGAGGGGGUUUUAGCAUCUGUCUGAAUUUUGAUGGGGUUCGGUAACAUUUAUUUAUUGAUCCAUUCCUUGAGGUUAAGAAGAAGCGUGAUAAGAGAAAAGAGAACGUUAGCAGCAAGGACUCUGUUGACCCACAGUGGAGAUCUGGUGGCCCGGGCCGUGGUAGCAGGGGUGGUCGGAUGAACUUCUCUUCUCGUCACUCGUCACAUGAUGGUGCUGGUGCAAAGAAUUUUUUCAGAAAAGAAAAUCGUCCAAAGCAGUUCACUGAUCCAUCAACUUCGACCUCUCAACAACAAAUAAAAACUAAAGACAAUGCCUUGGUGUCUAGCCUCUCAACUGUGAUGGAUAAAAGUUCUGUUGGUUUGACAUCAGGAAGCUCUGAUGGUGCACCACCAUCUGCUGUUGAAUCAAGCAAAAAUCGUGUGAAUACAGAGCAGAAGUCGGCUGAUUCUUUGCCACUCUCUCGUCCACCCUCCUCGGAGGUUCGAUUCACUUCUUCAAAUUCCAAACCAGUGAGCGAGCAACACCUUGGACAAAGCAAGUCACAAAACAGAUCCCGUGGGGUGGGGAAGACUUUAGUGAAUGAUGCUUAUGUUCCGAGGCCUGCUUCAUCUCAUAGCAACAGCACGGGUAGCCGGCCUUCUUCUAACUACAGUAAUCGUUCACAUCAGACUGUUGGUCCUCAAAGAGGUAAGGAAUGGAAGCCGAAGCCAGUGAACCAUACAACUACUCAGGGUUCUGGUGCAUCAGCUACAGCUGAAGCUCUUGCGGUUCCUACUGAAGCCAGUGAAAAAUCUGUUGAAGAUGUUGUCCCUUCUGCAGAGGGCACAUCUAAGUUGCAGAGGCAGCUUGAGGACUUGCAGGUCCAACGUCAGCAUGUUAUUAUCCCAAACCAUAUCCUUGUUCCAGAUGCUGAGCGAACCAAGUUCAGCUUUGGAAGCUUUGAUGCUGGCUUUUCUAUAGCAUCAAGUUCAGUAGCUUUUCCAGAGAAUGAAAAGAGAUCUGCACCUCUCUCUCAGAAUUCACAGGAGGUUGAAGAUAGUUUUGAAGAAGACGAACUUAGCCACCCAAAUGUCCAUUCGACUGAAAAGGACGAGGAGAAUAAUGUUUACUCCGAGUCGCCUUCACAAGUUCCAAAUGAUAUGGCUGGUGAAGGUAUCGCCGCAGUGUAUGAUGUCUCCAAGCAAGAGAAUACGUUGGAGUCCGAAAGCAAUCACAGCCCUUUUGACCACGUUCCAAGUAAUAUUCUCGGGCCUAUUCCUCCAGCUCCUGGGAGCCAGCUUCCACAGUUUGAGAAUGCUGAUCCUCAAGCACGUGAUGCCCUUCGUAUUCCUAACUUUGUGGUCCAGCAACCAUUUGAUACAGCGAGUUACUAUGCUCAAUUCUACCGAUCAGGCCCUGACAGUGAUGGCCGUGUUUCUCCCUUUGUUUCUCCAGGGGUUGCGUCCAAGUUUAAUGGAAAUGUUACAGUAUUGCCCCCUCAUUCAUCUCAAACCAUGCAAGAGAGUGGAAACAACUUAGUUCUGUCGACAGCUAGUCCAACUUCACUGGUAACACAGCCUGCUGGGCUGAUGCAGAGCUCUAUACCUGUCACGCAGCAGCCUGUUCCUUUCUUACGGCCCCCAGGGUUACAUAUGUCACAUUAUCCACCGAACUACAUGCCAUAUGGACACUACUUCUCCCCAUUCUAUCUACCUCACCCGGCGAUGCAACAGUUCUUAAGCAACGGUGGAUUCGCUCAGCAACCUCAGGCAAGCAGUGGGUAUCCUGCUCCUCUUCCACCCCCUGGAGCUGCAGCAACAGGAGGCAAAUACACACUCCCUCAUCACAAGCCUGGGAAUAAUAAUAAUACAGGAAACUUGACUCAUGUUGGUAUGCCUGGUGGUUACGGACCACCAUCACAUGGUUCCUUCCCAGCAGGAUAUAAUCCCAAUUCUGCUGCGUCAGCUGGGAAUUCAACUUCCAAUGAGGAUCUCAACACGUUGCAGUUGAAGGAAAACAACGGCUACAGCACAACAGGGCAACAGAGUGAAGCAUUACCUGUAUGGAUUGCUGGACCAGGACGAGAUGUGCCGAGCUCGUUCUACGGUUUACAGCACCAUGGGCAACAGCACGUGACUUACGCUCCAGCACAAGCCGGUCACGUGACAUUCCCAGGUAUGUAUCAUCCGGGACAAGCAGUGACAGCAGCUGGAGGAGUUCACCAUCCGCUCUUACAACAGUCUCAGGGUGUUGCUGGAGCCGAAAUGGUUGCACCUGGGCCUCCUAACGUUUUCCAACAGCCUCAGCAAACACCAAUGAAUUGGCCAAGUAAUUACUGAAAGAGAAAGGAAAAGAAGAUUUUGGGGGAUUCAAGCAGAGUAUCAGGAAGAUAUGGUGCAUUGACUUGCGUGCGUGCGUGUGUGUGUGCCAUCUAACAAAUUACUGAAGAAAGGAAGCUAUGAAGUUGAAGGAUUAAGCAUGAAGGGAUUGACAGAGGAUGAUCAUAAAAGGAUAGGGGAAGGUGUUUUUAAUGAAUCCAGUGUUUUUUUGGUGUUUCUAUAUCUUUUUUUCAUUUUUUUGGGGGGGGGGGGGGGGGGGGGGGGGGGGGUUUAGCAAAAUAUUUGCUUUAUUAGUUUUUAGCUCAUCUGAGCUAAGCCAAAAAGAACUUUUGCUGCCUGAGUCUGGUAUCUGAAGACUCUUGGUUCUUUUCUCAGCCUUUUGUGAACAUGUUCAAAUAUGAAGUUACCUGAACUUUUUUUGAAUUAAAAAUACAAGAAAAUAUGUAGAAUGUAAUAGUCUUCCAGAAUAUCCAAAUACUAUUAAAGUGUUUUUGAAAGAGCUACGGUUUUGCCUUUGCAUCACUUUUAAUCAAUGCUCUAUAAACUGUUAAGAACUUAGACGCUAAGCAAAACUUUUUGAAGUUGUGGCAAACCAAGAGUUAAAGCUCGGACCAGUCAGUUACUUAAAAGGAGACUUUAAGUGGUAACCACAUAGCUUUGUCUGAAAAGAUUCUGGAUACUGUCUUUAAUUUACAAGAAUGCACAGUGCAAAGCACUUAUGAGAGCAUACAUACAUUAUAUACACAUGGAAAGAAAGUCAUAUACCAACUACCAAGACAAGAGCAAAAUUCAUGGAACCUUGAUCUGUGUAAAAGCCCUGAAGCAGCAGAGAUCCAAUUGGAUAAAUAUUUUUUGUCAGAGAACGAUCUCUCUGAACACUAAUGAAGCUUCUUCAAGGC
This is a messenger RNA of Brassica napus (rape), 3645 nucleotides long. Its product is annotated as GBF-interacting protein 1-like. The coding region runs from base 605 to 2746 and encodes 713 amino acids. The transcript has 11 exons. The record is from RefSeq and is a predicted model, not a curated record. NCBI's taxonomy places the organism in Eukaryota, Viridiplantae, Streptophyta, Magnoliopsida, Brassicales, Brassicaceae.